AUGGAACAGGUCACCAUCUUUGGGGCAAGCCUGGCUGCCAGACAGGUCAAGAUAGUUGGACAAACUCUGGGUCGCCGCAAAAAGAUGCCAGAAGCCUCCAAGAAGGCUGUUGUUCAAGCCGGCGCCCUCAGCAUCAAGACAGGCCGAGCGGUCAAAAGGUUAAUGGGUGAAAUGAUCGAUGUGGCUGACAAGAAGGGCAACUAUAAGCCGAAAUCCAAUCAGGUUGUGCCUCUCGCUGGGCAAGCUCGACCUGGAGUUACUUACCAAGCGCCCACGUACGAUAUCAACAGCAGCAAUAGAUCGACAGCUUUCAAGAUACGGAAGCGUAUUUCUAGACAUGGGGCUGUCGCUGGGAAAGGGUGGCAAUGGUAUCAGGAGACAUUUCUGAUCAACAGCGCAUGUCCUUCCCACUUCGACCGGCCCCUUUCGCAGUCUCUGCGCAUCGCAAAGCGCCCUUGA
This is a messenger RNA of Cladophialophora psammophila CBS 110553, 459 nucleotides long. RefSeq lists its product as uncharacterized. The transcript has a single exon. The coding region runs from base 1 to 459 and encodes 152 amino acids. The record is from RefSeq and is a predicted model, not a curated record. NCBI's taxonomy places the organism in Eukaryota, Fungi, Ascomycota, Eurotiomycetes, Chaetothyriales, Herpotrichiellaceae.